AAAGUGACAACGCGGCGUGGAAGAACGCCGCGGAACUCCACCUCUGACCUUCUCCGUCUUCCUCCACCCCGUCCCCUUUCCCCCUCUUGGCCUCCUAUCUGCAAUCUUCUUCCCCCGCCCUCUCCCUUGGCGUCGGCAGAGGACGACGUUGCGGUGUCGCUCCUCGUUGCCCCCUUGCCGCUAUACGGAGGCGGCUGGGCUGUGCCGACGGCGGCGGGGUGGGGAGACAUGCACAGAUCGGCGGGGGUCGCGAUGGCGUGGAACGUCUUUAGGUUCUGCACGGCGCUCAGGGGUCUGGGAUCCAUCAUGAUACUACUCGUCCUCGCCAUCGUCGGCGUCACGUACUACGCCGUCGUCCUCUGUAACUACGGCCCCGUCCUACUCGUUGGCGGCACAAGCACCAUCCCGGCGCUCGCCGUGCUGCUCCUCUUCCACUUUCUGCUCGGUAUGCUAUUAUGGUGCUACUUCUCUGUUGUAUUCACUGAUCCUGGUUCUGUUCCGCCAAACUGGAAUCUUGAUUUUGAUGAGGAAAGGGGAGAAACUGCACCCCUCUCUAGCUCAGAAUUCAGUAGCCAGAUGAACUCACAGCAAUCUAUGGUCAGUGAUACGGGAAAUCCAAGGAUGAGAUACUGCAGGAAGUGCAACCAGCUGAAGCCGCCUCGGUGCCAUCAUUGCUCUGUUUGUGGAAGAUGUAUCCUUAAGAUGGAUCAUCACUGUGUAUGGGUUGUUAAUUGUGUUGGAGCACUCAACUAUAAAUACUUUCUUCUCUUCCUGUUUUACACCUUCCUUGAGACAACGCUUGUCACCCUCUCUCUACUGCCUCAGUUCAUAGCCUUCUUCAGCGAUAUUGAUAUCCCAGGAAGUCCUGCAGCACUGGCAACCACAUUUCUCACAUUUGUGUUGAAUCUGGCCUUUUCCUUGAGCAUUUUGGGUUUCCUGAUAAUGCAUGUUUCACUUGUUUCUGCUAAUACAACAACGAUUGAGGCAUAUGAGAAGAAAACUAGUCCACGUUGGAUGUAUGAUCUUGGCCGGAAGAGGAAUUUUGCUCAGGUCUUUGGAAAUGACAAGAAGUAUUGGUUCAUCCCUGCAUACACGGAAGAGGAUUUACGAAGGAUGCCUGCUUUACAUGGCCUUGAUUAUCCUGUCAGGGCAGAUUUGGAUGGGCAGGAAUUGUGAUAACAUGAAAUUUUCUAGUGCCCCUGAAGACACAACAUUUUGGAUGUGAGAACGUUCUUUGUAAAAUUUGAUGGUUUUCAUAACUGUAUGUCUCGGUGCUCAACAUCCACUCGUACAAGCAUUGAGCCGGCUUUCACGGGAUGGCUUGUGCAAGAAAAUUAGAGCUCUAUAGUGUUACUCCGGCUCUCGUGCUCUACUGGUUCUGGGCAGCCGAUGUAAAUUCUUCAUGUUCUGGAAAAUCUUAUUUCCCUUUUAGAUUGGCUUGGAGAGAUACAAGAUGUACUUUACUUUGACUGAGAUUAGCCAGUUUAGAAAGUAAGUAGCACUAUUUGUUGACAAAGGCUGCGUUUGUGAUUAUGGUGGAUAAUGAUAAUCCUUUUUGCUCAACCAA
Messenger RNA from Brachypodium distachyon (stiff brome), 1567 nucleotides. Its product is annotated as probable protein S-acyltransferase 14. Gene Ontology annotation, cellular component: Golgi apparatus; endoplasmic reticulum. The transcript is spliced from 7 exons. Lineage: Eukaryota; Viridiplantae; Streptophyta; Magnoliopsida; Poales; Poaceae. The record is from RefSeq and is a predicted model, not a curated record. Bases 229 to 1176 code for a protein of 315 amino acids. Gene Ontology annotation, biological process: peptidyl-L-cysteine S-palmitoylation; protein targeting to membrane. Gene Ontology annotation, molecular function: protein-cysteine S-palmitoyltransferase activity.